Molecule: messenger RNA, 2499 nt
Organism: Cuscuta campestris
Lineage: Eukaryota; Viridiplantae; Streptophyta; Magnoliopsida; Solanales; Convolvulaceae
Source: the annotation of a GenBank genome assembly
GCUUGCUGCAAAAAUACUGGAAGAUUAAUGGCUUUAUUUUGAAAGUGUUCCGUUGGACUCAUGAUUUUGAUCCAAAUAUUGAUUCCCCAUUGAUUCCAGUUUGGAUUAGUCUUGAAGGUCUUCCCAUUCAAUUUUUUGAUUUUCUGGCUUUAUAUUCCAUUACCAAUUUGAUUGGUAAACCACUGAAAACUGAUGCUGCAACAGCAAGCCUGUCAAGGCCAUCUGUUGCACGUAUUUGUGUUGAGGUUGAUACCAGUGAGGAACUGCCCCAUGGUGUCUGGAUACAUCUUGGACAACUUACUUUUCAUCAACCUAUCCACUAUGAAGAUCUCCCUGAAUGCUGCCCCUCUUGCAAAUCCUUUGGACACAAAAACUGCAAAAAAGCCACAAAAUCCACUGUUGGUGAAGGAAUUGCCAGGGACUAGGAAUACAGCUCUUGCUGUAGCCGUCCCUCUGUUGCAAACGGUGGACACCACCUUAAAACUUGUGGCAAAACAAGUUGAUAGUCAGAAUCAGGAUGGUGCUAAUGAAAAUGAUACCACUUCUGUAGAAACAAAUUCUCCUGCCCAGGUUGAAACAAAUUUGAUUCAAUCUGAUCAAAAAUCUGAGGCAAUUAAUCUAGAACAGAUACUAGAACCUGGAGCUGAAACCCUUGAAAUAGAUCAUGAGGUACAAUCUGCAAGCGACACGUAUACAAAUAUGGCAAGAGUUGAAGCUUUGGCAACCACCAUUGUUAAUGGUAGGGAUGCUAAGGCUCCCGAGCCAGCUGGCAGUGCUGAAGUCAAAGUUGCGUUGGUAGAGCUUGAACAAAUCUGUGUUGGUGAGGAUGCUCAGGAGACCAUCCAAAAUCCAACUUACACCGACCCUAAUUCCGAGAUUGUACAAAGCUGUGUGGCACACAAACUGUCCCCCAAGACAGAUUUGGAAGGCACACAGUACGAAGAAGAAUUCCCUCCCUUAACUACAACAACGGAGGAUUUUCCAGCCCAAAAUUAUAAUAGUGAUGCACACACUCUUUCCCUCGAGAAAGAGAUGGAUGGCACGCUAUCCCCUUCUAUCAAAGGAGAUGAUGAAACUAUUUCUGAUCCUUCUUUUAGCACAAGUUUUUUCCCACCAGUAACUAACAAUGCAGGUAAUGACCAAACUACUAUCGGCCCUGUUCUUCAAUCUUUUGAGGUGGACGGACAGCACUAUGAAAUCAGGUCCUAUGAAGAAGCGGAGACAAGUAACCUAAGGGAGGACCCUAACGACUUCCAAGAUGUCCAGAACAGACGCAGCAAAAAAGCGGGGAAGAGGGGAACAGCACCAAGGACGAUUAAAACUAGAACCUACGAUCCAAAUCUUGAAGUUGGAACGGUGAGCGAGAUCACUAGAUACUGGCCCAGCCGCAAAUCAACCACAAUGGAGAAAAUUGUCACCACCAAAAGUUAUUCUGGGCCCUUUUGGGUUCAUGCCGAGUCUUCUCUAUUGGCUGGAGCUUGGCGGUACUUUCAACAAAAUGGAAAUUUCAACGCCUCCACCGAUCAACAAAAUGGAAAUUUCACCAUCGUGUACGUUGGGCUAUUUAUAUUCAAUUUUGCGAGAUGGGAUGAGACACCAUCUCAGGGAUUCCUCCUAGGGCUGAACCUGCAACAGUUUGGUAAAUUAUUCUUCAGUUUUAAAUUAUGGCCUGUUUUUUACGCCUUUGCAAUCCUGUUUGCAAAAUCUGGCCUGAAUUCAUCCUUGGGCUACAAAAACUUUGCACAAACAUCCAUAAAGGUCUGUAACGAAUCUAAUAAUUGCCUAUUUGUAUUAUUUGAUGUAAUGGCUCUGAAAAUCAGGAAAGGAUUGAAGGGAACAUUGCUUACAGAUUCCAAGAUAUCACUUUCUUCAAUGGGUCUAUGGAACUAAUGGCCGUCCCUAAAAAAGUAAAAAGAAGCUUCAUCCUAACUUCCUUAACAUGACAAUUAAUUUUGAACACGCUAAAAGUACACUUUCAUAACCUUUUCAAAUUGCUAAAGCAGGUUACUCAUCACCAGACUUACCUUACAAAGCUAUUGCCAAUGAAUCGCAGGUUAUUCGUCACAAGAGGGGGGAUACGAAAUGGACCAAAGGCAUUGAAACCUCAACCUCUGAUAAGUACUUUCAAUAGCUCAUUGCACCCAAACUUGAAUGCCCACUGCCAUAAAAAAAAAAAGAACGACAAUCCCAGUAAAACCCCACGAAAGUAGGGUUUGGAGAAGGUGAUAUGUAUCCAAAACUCACCCCUACUUGGAAGUAUGCCUAUAAACUCUCAAACACAUUAUGUAAUUUAGUAGGGUGCUUAAGGCCAUGUGACAUUCAGAUUCCACUAAACCGGCUAUAUUUACCCUGUCAAACGCCACACACAAUGGUUGGUCUUCAUUCUUAAAGCCUGUUAAUGUCAUAUUCAUUCUUUUUGUACUUAUUCACAAUUUUUAAACAUGGGAAUAGCUUAAUGCACCCCUGCAAUUGGUUGUUGGGUUAGGUUCUGGGUAGGGA